Hypoxylon fragiforme is the source of this 5996-nucleotide messenger RNA. RefSeq lists its product as uncharacterized. The coding region runs from base 221 to 5572 and encodes 1783 amino acids. Gene Ontology annotation, molecular function: ATP binding; 3'-5' DNA helicase activity; nucleic acid binding. The transcript is spliced from 3 exons. Gene Ontology annotation, biological process: double-strand break repair via homologous recombination; DNA replication. The record is from RefSeq and is a predicted model, not a curated record. Gene Ontology annotation, cellular component: nucleus; cytoplasm; RecQ family helicase-topoisomerase III complex. NCBI's taxonomy places the organism in Eukaryota, Fungi, Ascomycota, Sordariomycetes, Xylariales, Hypoxylaceae.
AUCCAUAGUACCUAUUUUACUCCACUAACUUAAGGUUAGUACAGUAUCUACCUACAUACAUCAAUUAGUAGUACGUCGACACCAUAAAAAAUAAGGACGGAAUUCAUAAUGAUAUUCUUUACAUUGACAAUUGUCCUUUGAUACUCGAUUUUCUGUUCUCCCAUUUGCCUUCCAAAUCUCACAUGGAGCUUGCACGGAACAAAGGUUCCAAAGCGUCUUCAUGACUCGAAACAAUCUUCGCGAUCAAUUAACUUGGCUUUUCGCGAAUGUUGCUCUAAACGCGCCAAACACGCCUACUCUUCCACUAGCUCGCGAUCAAAAUCCUUCCGAUAUAACCUCUACCUUUAGCCGAUCUAAUACUUCACGUCCUGAGACGCGUACUCGAGAUAUUCCGGAACCCCCUCUAUAUCCAAUUCUUCCCGAUACGCGACCCCCGCACGUAGAACCGACUGAUGGGUCGACGGAACCGUUGGCGAGACCACUCGACGUACCCGAGAGGGAUCCGGCAGGAGGAAGAAUGGGGCGACUAGUAUCCAAGUCUGGAUCGAAACGACCGAAUCUCAUUUUACGACAAGAGCAAUUACUCUCUCCAACCUCCACUAGCGGAGCGGGGUCUCUUACCAGAGAGUACACUUCAUUGCUCAAGAACUCGAGCGUUUCGAGCUCGGCUAAGAAAAGAUCCUCACCCCGGCGCCAAUUUCCAACCCCAGUGCCAACACUGGGGAGCGACCGAACCUUUGACACCAUCGAUUUGACCAACGAUGACACGCUGACUUCUCCCAAUUCUGUUGCAUUUGGAAGCAACGUUGGCUUGUGGCGUGAAGAUUUUGCUGCACGACCUGGGCCAGUUUCUACGACAACUGAGAAUUCAGUUGCCUUUGGAACCGAUAUCAUGGUCUGGGAGGAGGAGCAUGCUAUGCGGCCAGCACCUGUUCCACCUGUUCCGACGACAGAAAAUUCGGUAGCUUUCGGAAGCGAUAUAGCGAUAUGGGACGAAGAACAUGCUAUGCGGCCAGCACCGUUGACGCCUAAAAGAGGUAAAAAACGGAAAAGUGAUCAAAUUACCCAACCGCCUACUACCACUGCUCCUGGCCCAGAUGAUGAAUUUCCGGACAUUUACGAAAUAUUGUCCGAGGAUGACGGCCUACUGUCUCAUCUCAAGAGAUCUCCCACAAAAUCACCAGCCAAAUCAAAAGUGAAGACCGCUGUCACCCCGACGCCGUCGAGAUCCUUACUUUCACCAAAGAAAGAAUCCAGCCGUCGACCCAAACGAGAGCCUGAUGUCUUGGACGAUCUAUCACCUGUUGAUUUUGAGCAUAUAGUAAAGCAGUCUCCACUCAAACCAACCCGGAAGCGACAUACCUUUCGUGAUGCAACACCCAUUGUUGAAGAACAGGCCGAGGGCUCUUCUGGACUUGCUUCCGCUCUACAAGAAACCCCAGAAACCCCCAAAGGGCGGAUGAAGGAGCGACCUCAAGUUGUAAAGUCCGAUGAUCGAGUUAUUAUGGAUUCAGAUGAAGAACCUAUAACGCCACCUAAUUACAACCUAUACGAAAGUAUAGCUCAGUCAAGUGGCCCCCCUAGGGUAUCCAUUCAGCUGCCACAAGAUCCUGAUCACAUUGUUGCUUACAAUACACCCGCAAAGCCGAGGCAGACUACUCAAACAGAGAGGCGUACGCCAUUUCGUUCGCCGAGAAAGCCUGAGCGCAGUGCAUCUUGUGGGGUCAAGUCAACAAUUAGCUAUGAUCAAGAUAUAAAAGGAGGCCUCUCGCAAGGAUCCCAGCUCGCAAGUGAACCGAGUACUGUGGUCGAUCAGGAAGAGAAGGACGCUAUCCUAGAACUCUUCCUGGCUCGGCCGUUUGCUAUUCACACAAGGAGACUUUUCUUGGAGCAAAAAUUUCAAGAAAAUAGGGAAGCUUACGUUCGAGCACUUACUAAAGGGGAUCAUGAGCCAAGAAGUCGGCUUAAGCGAGAGAAGGAACGUCUAGCACAACAACAAACAGCCUUAGAAGAGCUAUCUCGUGAAUAUCGUUUAUACGAGGAAAUUCAAGUUAAGAAAGAGGCGUUGAUUACGCGAAUUUCGGAUGCCUACGACCAGGAUUUGGACACACAGGACGAUGAGAGUCGGCUAGAAGAGUUAGAGGGCGUGCUAAAGGAGCGCAGGGUAUCACUAGGUGAUAGCCUCGUAAAGGCGGGCAUUGAUAGGGGUGUGAUUGAGAGUAGCGAGUCUGAGGAUCCCGCAAACGCCCUUGGCAACCCGUUUGUACAAGCAACGCAGGCUCUCCCAACAACCUUUUCGCGAGAGACCACUCAAAUUCCCAGGGGUAGCACCCAGGUGAUCUUUCAAACACAGCUCCCUCAACAGUCAGGCCUUCCUCGAUCCUUAGGUGGUCAGAAGUACGACGAGGUGCCAUUAGCGACCCAAAACUCCUCGGUUGGAACCCAACGCCGUCGCGUUGCCUCCCCUCCCGCCGGACUUGAUGAAGACCAGGAGCCGCUUUUCACCGCAGCCACCAGCAAGUUAACACGAGCAUCAACCCGUCAGAAGUCGACUGCGCCUGUGGAAGUAGGCCCUUACACUUUUGACGACGAUGAUGAGCUCUUUGCCGGCCCGCUGCCUCCGACAAGCCGCCGAACAACGAAAAUGACUAUGCACCCUCAAUCAACAAGUACCAAGACCCAAAAGAGCCCUACGAAAGCUAAGCCUAGUCGCCCACGAGGCUACCAGAGUGACUAUAGUGACGACGUCGAUAUGGUUCGAUUUGCGGAGGAAUUUGAACUUCGACAAUCGUCAUCAGAAAACAAGCAACCCAAUGUUGAUCGUCCAGCGCUCUCAGAAAUGUCAGAAAAUAUAGGUGUUCGACCCCCAAAGGCAUCCGUCAUGAAGCCCACAGACAUAGUGACGCUGGACUCAAUUCCACGCGAAAUCAAAACUCGUCCGUGGUUCAGAGAUGUGAGAAAAGCCCUGAAGGAUAGAUUCAGAAUGACCGGGUUCAGGCACAAUCAAGUGCAGGCGAUCGAUACAACUUUGGCAGGCGAAGACGCUUUUAUCCUAAUGCCUACGGGCGGUGGAAAGUCGCUCUGCUAUCAACUUCCAGCCGUCAUCACCAGCGGAAAGACACAUGGUGUGACAGUCGUGGUAUCUCCUCUCAUCAGCUUGAUGCAGGACCAAGUAGAACAUCUCAAGGCGCUAAAUAUCAAAGCAUCUGCCUUCAGUGGUGAAACAACAAAGGAAGAUCGCCAGAACAUACUAGGAGUCUUGAGGCAACAGAACCCGGAGCAUACCAUACAGCUUCUCUACGUCACCCCCGAAAUGAUCAACAAAAGCCAAAGUUUUAUUGGUGGGUUAGAUGCUCUUUAUCAAAACAAGAAGCUUGCCCGUCUCGUCAUUGACGAAGCUCACUGUGUGAGCCAAUGGGGACAUGACUUUCGCCCUGACUAUAAAGAACUUGGCAGCUUUCGGGACAGCUUUCCUGGAGUACCCUUAAUGGCCCUGACGGCUACGGCGACACAAAAUGUCAUCCUAGACGUAAAACACAAUCUGGGGAUCGAGCAUUGUGCGACGUUUUCGCAAAGCUUCAACCGUCCUAAUCUUUAUUACGAAGUAUUGAGAAAGGAAAAGGAUAACAUUGAAAGCAUUGCUGAAUUAAUCGAAACGAAGUAUAGUGACAUGACAGGCAUAGUUUAUACUCUGUCUCGCAAGUCUGCAGAGAAGAUUGCAGAGAAGUUGCGAGGCUACGGCAUAGCAGCCCGGCAUUAUCACGCAAGCAUAAAGGUCCCAGAGAAGGUCCAGGUCCAAAAAGAUUGGCAGGCUGGCAAAGUCAAGGUUGUUGUGGCCACUAUAGCCUUUGGAAUGGGAAUUGACAAGCCCGACGUUCGCUUUGUUAUUCACCAGUCUAUCCCAAAGAGUCUUGAGGGAUACUACCAAGAAACUGGCCGCGCCGGCCGAGAUGGCAGGCAAUCAGAAUGCUACCUCUAUUACAGCUACGCUGAUGUGGCAUCCCUGAGGAGGCUGAUCACAGAAGGUGACGGAAAUGAAGAGCAGAAGGAAAGGCAAAGAAAUAUGCUGAACACAGUGGCAGCCUUUUGCGAUAACCAGAGCGACUGCCGCCGAGUUGAGAUCCUCCGGUACUUUGGGGAGGCCUUCCCCAAAGAACAAUGUGCCCAAACCUGUGACAAUUGCCGAAAAAAUGAAGUGUUUGAGCAAAAGGACUACACCAGAUAUGCGGUGGCCGUGUUGUUGAUUGUGUCGUCCCAAGGAAAACUGACGCUCAAUCAAUGUACAGACUUCGUGAUGGGAAAGAAGAAACUUUCAGAGUACAAGAAAGGAACUGAGGAAUACCGUGGGAUUGCCAAACAGAUGCCAAAGCAUGAAAUCCAUCGUAUCAUCGACAAACUUGUUGCUGAGGAUGCUUUAAGGGAAGACAAUGUGUUUAACAAGAAGGCUAGGAUGGCUAUCCAAUAUUUUAGAGUCGGGCCUGGGUCACGAGCGUUGCUGAACAACCAACGACAGCUUCUUCUGACAACCCGAGUUAAGGGCAAGGAGAGUCAGGGCGGCACGUCUAAGAGGCCAGCUACGGCGGCGACUAAACGAUCUGCCUCAAAAAACAUCCCGUCCACAAACGUCUCGUCCCCAGUUGCAAGUAGAGACCGGAAAAAAAAGGGGAAGGCUGUGGUGACCCCAGACAUCGAAGAAAGCGACGAUGACUACUCUAAAUUUAGCAAUGGUUAUGCUAAGGAUGGGUUUGUGGUCCCUGACGACGCGUCUGACGAUGAUUUCGAGACGAUGGUGCCCCCUCGACCCAAGGCUCGAAAGUCACGAUUGCCGAUGGGACCGCCCAUUUUGAACGAUGUGCGUAUGGAGGGCGCUGGCUUGGAUGGUAUUCAUGAAGACAUCCUUGGCGAAUUCAUCAUCGAAGCGAAAGUUACUGAAGAGAAAACUCGAAAUCUGAGAAACUUGCGUACGCCUAUUUUCACUGAACAACAGCUUCGGGAAAUGGCCAUAAGGUGGACCGUUUCUUUGGAACAGAUGUGCUUGAUCCCAGGUAUUAACGUUGAUAAGGUGAAUAGAUAUGGCGAGGCUCUCUUACCCCUGAUUCGGCGUUACCACAAGCAAUAUCAACAGAUGAUGGGCCGGAAUGAUCCCCGAGCACCCACUGCGGCAUCGGGAUCUCGCAAUGUCGUGGAUCUCGUAUCGACUGAUGACGAAUAUAUGGAUGACAUCGACGAUGAUGAUCUGGAGCCAGACUUGGGCAAUGGGGGUGCGGGUGCAAUAUCAUCCUACUUCGCGCCUCCUACCAGUGGACGCGCAAAGCAGGCAGCGAUAGGGACAGGGGUCGCAUCUCGUGCACGCUCGGCGUCUUCCGCACCGAAGUCGUCGAAAGCGAAUGCCUGGCGCGGUUCUAAGAAAACGUCCCAACGGAGAACAUCGGGCGCCUCUAGCAGAGGCGGUAGGUCAUCGUAUAGCGGCGUCAAGAAGGCGUCUACGAGCACCCGGAAGACCGCAGCUGGUGGUAGUAGGGCGAAGUCGCAGGGCGCGGGCUUCAAUAGCAUACCACUUAUGGAACAUUGAUUAAGCUUUAUUCUUGUUUGGAGCAUUGGGCGUUGGGUGGCGAUGAUGGGGAUGGAUGGCUUGAUGUGAGGUUCGGCUCAGCCCUACCUCGGCUUAUUCAAACGGAGUAAAAUAAAUAGGUAGAUGUGAGAUGUGCUUAUACCCUUACACACUUGCGCACGCACAUAUCCAUAUAGCACCUAUGAUCACUUUCAUCUUCAACACGUAACACUACUACUACACCCCACACCAGUGGGAUACCUUCUAACAACACACUUUUCACACAACACGAAUGGAUCACAUGGUAUAUGGAAAGCAGGAAAGGAGGCGAAGACUCGGCGUGGCACGGCGUGGCAUGGCGUAUUUGUAGUAGGCCGGCCGGGGCCUCGGUAGCUUCUUGAGAGAUGCUUAACGUUUUGACGACUAUUUACAUAUCUAUCUGCCC